UAAAAUUGCUUAAACCAGGCACCAUGUCCAGAUUUGAACCUAAAAAGCAGUCCAUGUGUACGACCGGUCCUUUAAGUAGCAAAUCAAUCCAGGAACCCCUUUGUGUUUUACAUGAGAUUGUACGUUCAUGCUAUGGCCCAUCUGGUAGACUAAAACAGGUUCACAAUGGUACCGGAGGGUGUGUGGUGACAACAUCUCAGUCCUUCACCUUACUUGCUAGUAUUUCUCUGCGCCAUCCGGUCUUGAAGCUGUUAGUAGCUUCUGUUCGCAACCAUAUAUCCUGUUUUAGCGACUGUGGCCUUUUUGCAGCAAACCUUUGUUGCAGUCUUACUGCCAGGUUCUUGGACUUAAAUAUCUCCCCUCACACCAUAGUUGCAAUAACCAGAAGUCUCUUGGCCACUUGUAUUGAUUAUGUGAACUCUGAACAUUGUGGGUGCAAAAUGGCUGCAGACUUUAGUAGCAGUACGUUCCUGCUUCGCUUAACUGGUUCUGUGCUUUCUAGCAAGCCGGCGUGCAUGCUUACUUACCGGGAAGCCGACUUUAUCAGCACAUUGCUAGUAAAGGCUUUCCUUUUAGCAAUUCCAAAUGAGACGGGAUCCAGCGUUAAGCUGGGCAACUGUGUUUUUGUCCCUGUAGAAGGUCUAAGUGUUACUGAGUCUUCUAUAGUGCCCGGACUUCUUAUCAAAAUCCAUGAGUUAAGUUGGAAUAGAUCUGUAGACUUCAAUGGAUCACCCAUUAAAUUGGCCUUGUUUUCAGUCUCCUUAUCUGGAGAUUUUUGUGAUACCGGUGAAGGAACGGUGGAGUUGCUGAGUGGUGUCAAUGCAGAACGCGCUAUGCUGGAUCAACUAUUCAUGUUGGCUAAACAGUUGGUGGAAGACCACGUAAACUGCGUUGUGUGUCAAAAAGUGAUUCAUCCGUCCGUCAAGCAGUACCUUAAGGAAAAGAAUGUCCUUGUUGUGGACAGAUUGGGAGCCGCUCCAAUGGACACUUUAAGCCAAAUGUCAGGAGCAAAGCCCAUAGCUUCUCUAAGUGUGGUUUCUUCGACUUGUUGUGGCCGCCUCCGGGAAUUACGCAGACUGUCCUAUGGAUCCCAUCACUAUUUACAUUUUAUUCCUUUUGACACCUCCGUGAGCAGCUUUGUGCUUUGCAAUCGAAAUGAAACUUCAUUAAAAGAGCUUAUGACUACCUGUCAGGCUGCACAGCACAUCUUACUGCUUACUCUUAAAAAGCCUUGGGUAUUACUUGGUGGUGGCUGCACUGAAACACAUUUGGCUGCAUUCAUCAGGUAUAAGAGUGCCAACAUCCAGAGCAGUUGUCUGAAAGAACUGAACUGUUCAGCAUCGGAAUACCAGCUGGUGUCCAAAUGUUUUUGUGCUUCAUUAGAAUCUGUAGCCCGAAGUUUGGAACACGAUGGUGGAGAAAUGAUGAUUGAUUUGCAAGAUGCCCAUUUAUGGUCUGUUCCUCCCAGUGGUAGUUCAGAAAUUGACCAUCACUGUGGCUGUGGUAUACACCGGUCAAGAGACAGUUUGAAGUGGAACGUGGUGGGAAGCCAGUAUGAGCCGUUUAAUCCACAGACCAGUCAAAACAUAUUGCCUACUGCAGCAGACCAGCUGAUUUUGGACUGUUUCUCUGCAAAAUGUAACGGAUUGCAGGUAGCUGUUGACACAGCUGCUCUGAUUCUGGAUCUGUCCUACAUUGUAGAAGAUCAAAAUUGAUUUAAAAUACACAUUUUGUCUCUCCUUA
Messenger RNA from Pelobates fuscus (common spadefoot toad), 1743 nucleotides. RefSeq names its product MKKS centrosomal shuttling protein (gene MKKS). Bases 24 to 1715 code for a protein of 563 amino acids. The transcript has 4 exons. Gene Ontology annotation, molecular function: ATP binding. Gene Ontology annotation, cellular component: kinociliary basal body; cytoplasm; nucleus. The record is from RefSeq and is a predicted model, not a curated record. Gene Ontology annotation, biological process: developmental process; chaperone-mediated protein complex assembly; protein folding. Lineage: Eukaryota; Metazoa; Chordata; Amphibia; Anura; Pelobatidae.